Olea europaea var. sylvestris is the source of this 1786-nucleotide messenger RNA. Its product is annotated as probable galacturonosyltransferase-like 7. NCBI's taxonomy places the organism in Eukaryota, Viridiplantae, Streptophyta, Magnoliopsida, Lamiales, Oleaceae. Bases 504 to 1601 code for a protein of 365 amino acids. Gene Ontology annotation, cellular component: Golgi apparatus. The transcript has a single exon. The record is from RefSeq and is a predicted model, not a curated record. Gene Ontology annotation, molecular function: glycosyltransferase activity.
AAUUUAGGAUGCUUUAUUUUGCCGAUUACUAUAACAAAAUAACACAAAACAAAAAGCAUAAAUCAACUCCACAGUCCCCAAAAGGGCCAAAACUCUUUCUAUCUUCCUCCUCUGCAUUGGCUCUCUGCUUGUUUCUUCACCAUUCCAAGAAACCAGUAGAGAGAGAGAGAGAGUGGCGGAGAGAGAAUGUGACUGACGUUUGCGCCGCCCAAAAAUUUCAAGCCACCCGCCCACCGAUUCUUUUCUCCUUCUCCAUUGUGCUUAUGGAUUGAUUCUUUUUUUACUCCCUACCCUUCCUCUCUGAUGGAAUCCCAUUAGAGAGCAGAAAUUUUAGAAGGAAAGGUACUAUCUGUUAUUGGGAUUUUUCAUUGAAAAUCUCGCAAUUCACUCUGGCGGAUCUAAGAGGAACCCUAGCUUUCGUUAUCUCUUCGAUUUCUUCUAAUUGUUUCGAUUUCAAAUUAAGGAGAAGAAAGCGUAAUCAGAGAUUCUUAUACAGAGGAAAAAUGCCAUGGAUUGCGAGAUUGUCUGGGUUUUUCUCUGCAACGUUGAUGAUGAUUAUACUUUCCCCUUUUCUUCAGUCAUUCGCCCCGGCGGAAGCGAUUAAAUCCACUCAGACCGAUUCUUAUCUCCGAUUAAACGCUCCGACUGAAUCCUCAGACUCUCUGAGCAGAUUCUCUUUCAGAAAAGCAGAAGUAUUCCACAAUGCCAUUGAAUGCCGCUCGUUAAAUUUGGGGAAAUCCGGUUCGUGCGAUCCCUCUCUUGUCCAUGUCGCCAUUACUCUUGAUAUUGACUAUUUACGCGGUUCGAUAGCUGCCGUUCAUUCGAUUCUCCAGCAUUCCAAGUGCCCGCAGAGUGUGUUCUUCCACUUCCUAGUUUCUGAACCGGGACUCGAAACCCUAGUCCGAUCCACUUUCCCAGAAUUGAAGUUUAAAGUGUAUUUCUUCGAUCCGGAAAGGGUCCGGAGCCUGAUCUCAGCUUCUGUACGGCAAGCGCUUGAACAACCGCUGAAUUAUGCUAGAAAUUACUUGGGAGAUCUUUUGGAGCCAUGCGUCAGAAGGGUGAUUUACUUGGAUACGGAUCUGGUACUGGUUGAUGAUAUUUGGAAGCUUUGGAAUACAAGCUUGGGGAAGAAGACCAUUGGAGCACCCGAAUAUUGUCACGCAAAUUUCACCAAAUACUUCACCGAGUAUUUCUGGUCGGACCAGCAAUAUCCCGGCGUAUUUUCCGGCAGAAAACCUUGCUAUUUCAACACCGGAGUGAUGGUGAUAGAUCUGGUCAAAUGGCGGCAGUUAGGGUACACGCGGCGAAUUGAGCGGUGGAUGGAGAUACAGAAGACUAGUCCUAGCAGGAUCUACGAGCUCGGCUCGCUACCGCCGUUUCUCCUAGUGUUCGCUGGACAUGUCGCGCCGAUCGAACACCAGUGGAAUCAGCACGGCUUAGGCGGCGAUAAUGUGAAGGGAAGCUGCCGGGACAUCCACCCCGGUCCGGUUAGCCUUCUCCACUGGAGCGGCAGCGGCAAGCCGUGGCUUCGGCUGGACUCCAAGCAGCCGUGUCCAAUCGACUCGUUGUGGGCCCCUUAUGAUUUGUACGGAAAUCUGUAAACUCAGCUCCGAUAACUUGUCCGCCGGUAAAUUCACCUUUUUCCUGUAUUUUCACUUUUUUAAUCAAUUAUUUGAUUAUAAGUGAUAAUUUCAGGCGAAUUUGUAUUUUAUUCGAUUAUUGUGUUUCGCCUGGAAAAUAAAAAGCUAAUUCUUUAAUGAAAUGCGCUUUUACCUGGCAAAGUUCA